UUUCGCCGUGCAUGUCCGUCUGCCGCGAUCAUCGGUGCAACGGCUGCGCUGCGCAGAUCCGCAUUCGAGAAAAAAAACCGUCAACAACGACGACAACAACAACAUCAACAACAACAACAACAACAACAACAACAACAGCAACUACAGCCAUAACAACGACGGAGCAACGGCAGCAGGCCAAAACACGCGGUGCGUGUACACAAAACGCCACCGCCACCGCCGCCGCCGCCGCCGCCGCCGCCGUCUACGAGCAGCAGCAGCAGCACCAGCAGACCGUCGGCUGUGCCACGCUAUUAUAACUUCGGUACGGCCGUCCACGUUUAGACGUUUAGUGUUGGAACUGCCCCGGUGUGCAAGCGAACAGCAAGGCGGCGGCGCGCUGCGACCCGCGCGCGCACAGACACACGCACACACGCAAGCGCGCGAUCGGCGCACGCACACACACACACACACACACGGCCACGAUAUAUUAUUAUAUCAGUAGUGCUCUAUCGCAAAAAUGACGGGAAGACGAAUUGUAGUAAUGGCCAGACAUGGCGAGAGUGAAUGGUCUAAAAACAAUGUGUUUUGUGGAUGGUACGACUCACAUUUGUCUGAUCGAGGUACGAACGAAGCUCUCGAAUGCGCAGAAUUGUUGAAACAAUCAAAUUAUAAAUUCGACAAAGCUUAUACAUCUCUGUUGACUAGAGCUCAUCAGACUUUAAAGAUAAUCACUGAUCACAUUGGUCAGCCAACUCUGCCAGUAGAGGAAUCAUGGAGGCUAAACGAAAGACAUUACGGAGCUUUGACUGGAUUUAAUAAAGCUGAAUUAGCUGCAGAAUAUGGUGAAAAGCAGGUACAAAUUUGGAGACGAAGUUUUGACGUUCUUCCACCUGUGAUGGACAAGUCACAUGAAUAUUAUAUGUCAAUUUGGUGCCAUCCAAAAAUCGUGGCUCAUUCAUACACUUCAAGCGAAAAAUUUCCAUCUACCGAAUCACUUAAAGAAACGAUGGAGAGAGUUAUACCAUAUUGGGAUAACUUUAUUGUGCCUAAUAUUAAACGAGGACAACGUGUUUUGAUCGUUGCCCAUGGUACGGUUUUGCGAAGUCUUAUCAAGUACUUAGAUGGAGUAUCAGAUAAUGAUAUUUGCUCAAUAAACAUCCCUUCGGGUAUUCCAUUCGUUUACGAAUUUGAUGAUGACAUGAACGUUGUGUCUUCGAAAAAAUUUUUGGGUGAUAAAAAACGAAUAGAAGAAGGAAUAGCAAGAGCUGCGUCAAUCGGUUCUCAUUAAACUGCCAAUUAUGAAAUCGACUUCAGCAAAUGACUAUUUUUAAUCUGAAAUUUCGUCAGAUGUUUGCUAUUUAAUUAUUAUGUUUUAUUUAAUUUUAUAAGUUAAUUUUUAAAUAUAUAAUUAUUGAUAAACUA
Myzus persicae (green peach aphid) is the source of this 1404-nucleotide messenger RNA. Its product is annotated as 2,3-bisphosphoglycerate-dependent phosphoglycerate mutase-like. The transcript has 5 exons. NCBI's taxonomy places the organism in Eukaryota, Metazoa, Arthropoda, Insecta, Hemiptera, Aphididae. The coding region runs from base 500 to 1270 and encodes 256 amino acids. Gene Ontology annotation, molecular function: intramolecular phosphotransferase activity. The record is from RefSeq and is a predicted model, not a curated record. Gene Ontology annotation, biological process: glycolytic process.